Nasonia vitripennis (jewel wasp) is the source of this 4031-nucleotide messenger RNA. Its product is annotated as girdin. Gene Ontology annotation, molecular function: microtubule binding; dynein light intermediate chain binding. Gene Ontology annotation, cellular component: cytoplasm; centrosome. Gene Ontology annotation, biological process: cytoskeleton-dependent intracellular transport; cytoplasmic microtubule organization. Bases 675 to 3731 code for a protein of 1018 amino acids. The transcript is spliced from 4 exons. The record is from RefSeq and is a predicted model, not a curated record. NCBI's taxonomy places the organism in Eukaryota, Metazoa, Arthropoda, Insecta, Hymenoptera, Pteromalidae.
AGCGUUUAUUGCAGAUACCUUCGCACUGCGUCUAGAUCUUUUAAUCCCCGGCCGCAUCCCUUGCAAUCCCUUAUACGGCUCACCUACAACUGCCCCACCCACUGAGGACAGCGGUAAAUUGUAGCCGCAUGCCCUGAUAUGUAAAUGCGGGUACACUUUACCGGGGACCGAUUUUAUAUACCCUCCGCCCACGGUCUGGGGAAUUACCGAAUUCCAGCAAUUCGCCUGCGGCGGUCUGCGUUGCAGGUAUACGGACUGCACUUGUUUAUGAUGCUCCGAUUGUCUGGGGGACAGUGCGACUGCGACGGAUUUGCACCGUCCUCGCAAAUACGGUACCGCUAUGGGCGUAUAUAUAGGAAUAUAUGUGCCGCCGGAUAGACCGAAACUGAAAGAGGGGAAAUGAGGGUGAAGAGAUUAUUACACCGGCGGCACUUCGUGUACAGGAGCUGGUCAGUACGAGUCUAAGCGUCGAUGCGAAAAGGUGAAAUUUUCGAGUAGACGCUUCGUCCGCUUCAGUUUGUCAGAAGAGUUGUGUUCGAGUGCCCGCACGCCGAUGUAUUUGGACUGUAUAAUAUUCAAAUCCGAGAUUAUAACGGCGUGAAUAUCAAGCCGCGCGUGUGUUGAUGUUUGAUUAGCUGUGUGCUGUAUUAGCGAGUCGAUUUUUAGCUGGUUAAAUGGCUAAGAACAUGAGUGUCUCGGAGAUCGAUAAGUUUUUGGAAGGACCAUUAGUUACCUGGUUCAUCAAUUGCCUGGACCCGUCGCUAACACCCGAGAAGCUCACCUACGAACAAAUAGUCGACGGCGUUUUAAUUCACAAUGUAUUCCUUCAAAUGGACCUUUAUUGCCAAGCAGGCGAAGUGGUUCCGCCAGCCGGCGACGCGUCUCUUCGCGCCCGCAACCUUAAACGAAUCGUUGGCAACAUCCGCCAGUUCUACGAAGAAGAACUUAACCACGUCGUAAUUCGUCUCCCCAACGUGUCCCGUCUCUCCCGGGAACCUCGCCUCCACAUCUCCGAUACCCAGCUUCUGCUGAAACUCCUCCUGGGCUGCGCCGUCAUCUGUCCUAGGAACGAGCACUUCGUGGAGAACAUAAAAAUGUUGGAAGUAAAGACCCAGGAGGCGAUCGCCGAGUACAUAACGCAGGUGCUUCACGUUCCUGGGAUAAUGCUCAGCCAGGACAUGCUGCAGACGUCCAACGAGACCAAUUGCGUGGCCAAGGUUUUCGAGGUGGUACGUCAAGUUUGCCGCGCGAAGGACUACUACAAGAUGAAGUUGAAAAACAUGGCCAGGACAGGAGUCAGCAUGAACGAGAGUAGGUUCGACCACACGAUGCAGACGAGUCUGGAGGAGGAUCAGCUCGAGGCGAUGAGCUGCAGCGAGGUACAGAAUCUCCUCGAGUCGUCGAUAACGUCUGACAGAGAAGAAUCUCAAACGAAAGACGCCCAGUUGUUGAUGGAGACGAGAAGCAAGCUUAGGAGACAGCAAGAAGAGCUCAAUCAAAAAAUCGACGACUUGUCAGAAGCCCGCUGCGAGAUCAAGGCAUACAAGGAGCAGCUUAACAGGAUGCGACUAGAGAACGAACAAUUAGUGUUCGAGGCGAGAAGCGCCAAAAAGUACCGCGACGAGCUCGACGCAGCUAUUGAAAAAGCCGAGCGCGCCGAUCGGUUGGAGCAGGAGAUCAUCCGGUACAAGGAGAAGCUCGACAAGAUGGACUUCUCCGAGGCUCAUCUGAAAGAGCUUCGCCAGCAGAACCAACUGCUCAACGAGAACAUCCAGAACCUCGACGAGCAGCUCCAAAAUUACAAGGCCAAAGCCAAUCAAGUUCUCGAACUGCAGCAGCAAAUGUUGCAAAUGAAGCAGGAGAUGGAGGAGCUCAGCGAGGAGAACGCGACCAGUCGCGAGAAAAACCGCGAGCUCAUCGAAGAGAACGAACAGCUCGAGCAGCUCGUCAGGACCAGAACCAACGAGACCCUGGACAACGGAUUCAUCAUCGAGUCCGAGGACGCGUCGAACAGCAUGAACUACAGUCUAUCCGAGCAGUUGGACACCAGCGCAAAGUGCGAAGCGCUCAAGCUCCAGCUGGAGAACAGACGGUUAUCCAGCCUCCUGGACUCCAUGAAGGAGAACAUCGUCCAUGAGGAGUCGAGCCAGCUCGUGAACGCUCACAAACAGAAUAAGAAACUGUCGACGAUGUACGACAGCAUUCACAAGCAGAAGCACGAGCUCGGCAAGAAGCACAAAUUGCUUCAGGACGAGUACAACAAGCUGAUCAAGGGCGCGCUGAUGAGCGAGAUCCAGAACAAGAAGAAGGACCUCGAGAUCACGAGGCUGAGAGAGCUGAUCAAACAACAGGAAGAGAAAAUCCAGAUACUCAGCGUGGACAUCAGUCUCACCGACUCGCAGAAGGAGCUGAGCAUCGCCAAGAACCAGUUAGCCGCUGAGAAGUCAAUCCUUAUCAAGAGCAAAGAGAAGCUGUCCGGUGACCUGGACCACCUCAAGACUCUCCACGACCAGCUCAACGCGGACUACCAGCAGCUGCUACAAGACAGAAUCCAGUUGAGGACUCAGCAGAGGGAGGACAAGCUCACGCUCCGCAAACAGGCCGAGACGAUCGAAAAACUCGAGACGAGGAUCAAGGCUCUCGAGGACGAGUGCGCCAGCCUCAAGUCCGACGAGAUUCUAGUGGAGCACGCCAAGCUCAAAAAAGAAUUCGACCGGCUGUUCAAGUCCAACGAGACCCUCCUCGUGGACUACCAACGAGCGAGGAACGAGUUAAACAGCAAGAUCUGCCAGGAGCCGGAGCUGCGCGUCAAGAGCCAGAAGAUCAUCGAGCUGGAGAUCGAGCUGGACAAAAUCCAGCACCGAGUCGAAGUGCUCGAGCAGAUGAACUUGACCCUGGAGAAGGACAAGUCCUCGCUCAUGCAGCAAAACGACCAGCUCCUCAAGCAGAACGACCAGCUGGUCACGAAGGCGUUGGAAAACCUGCGCGAGCAUCACAAGGAGGAGCUCAAGAACAACGACCAGGUCAACAACCUCAAGCGGCAGAAGGAGAAGCUCGAGGAAAAGAUCAUGGAUCAAUACCGCAGACAAGAUCCAGCGUCCACCAAGAAGAAGUCCAGCAGCAACAUCGUCAAGAAAACCUUCGUCAAAGUAACUCGUGCCGGUUCCGAGUUCUUCUUAAACCGGAGUAGACGAUCCUUCGCAGAGGAGUCCCGUCUAGCCGACCAGCCUUCCCUCGACUUCAAGUUCACUCGAUGCGAAGAUUCGAACGAUGCCGCGACGAGAAAAGCCAGCCGCCAGUCCACCGUCAGCGCGUAUGCUGGCGACUACCCGAGAAAUCGGAAGUCCUUAGAUUUCCUGGAGAACUUCGAGCCCAACAAAUUCAGCUUCGACGAGCCCCCGGUGAACUCGCGCAAGUCCCUUGACUUCGAGCUUCAAGCGCGCUCGCGCAAGUCCUUCGACUUUGCCGAGCUCCGCUCGUUGUGUAAUAAUGAAAAGGCGGAGGAUAGAACUCUGCCCGACCCGAGCAACAUGGAAAACAUCAUGGCAUCCACGAUGUACGAAGAAGAUGACUUCUCGACCUUUGGAAAUAAUAAGUCCAUUGAUCUGUCCUUCGAGAAGGACCAGAAUGAAGAGUUGGACGUGUUGGGUGAGAACAACAACGUCGAGAUGAAGGAACUCAUGACCGCCAAAUCUAGACAGUCCAUCUGGAUGGAUCAUGGCUGUGCAUGAUUCCGCGUGUUGAGUCUGUAAAAAGUAUUUUUAUACUUGGUUUUAGAAGUAUAAAAAUAAUUCGCGAAUGCUUUCGAAAAAAGAAAAUGAUACAUUGUAAAUAGUAGAUAUAAUAAGCUAGAAUUAUAAGUCACCUUAAAGACGCAUGUAGUUUUAUAAGUUUAGACAUAAUGUGAUGUAUGUACAACUGCGCUUACUCCUUAAGGUAGUUCACCGACUGGGUUAUUAUUAUAAAAUUCCUUUUUUACGAUAUUUUACAGUGUUCUCAAAUGUCAAAACCUUCCAAUUUAUAGUAUGAAA